CUCAUCUGUCAAAAGCUUUUUUCUUAAAAUUAGUUAAACUACAUUUAACUCUGUUUAAACCUUCAUCAUGCUUCACUAUUUAACACAGUGGAUUGAAAAUUUUGUUGGAGGGAAAAGCAAGCCACUUUACUGUCUGCUGUAUGGACGCGAUGAGGAACAAAGCAUCUGGAUUUCACCGAUGCGUUAUCUGAGCAGCUUCCUGAUCGGCGUCCUGCUAUCCUAUUUGCUGGGUCUGCUGGUGUCACUCAACAACAGUUUGAGCAUCCUCUACCAGAAUCUGCUGGUCGAGGUUCCAGUUGUUACCUUGUUCCUGCUGCUCAACGGCCUCUCCUUUAUGCUAAGUCGUAAUGUGCGUGCGGUGACAUUGCUGAUAUUUGCAUCGAUUGCUGACAAAGCCGGACAUAAGUAUUUGCGAGCGGUGGCCUUUGGUUUUCUGAUUACGGGUCCCAUUGCCAAUCUGGCGGCAAAUGCCGGCGAGGUGGCACGAGUCUUUGCCUGCAGCACAACGCUGACGUACAAUCUGACUAAGACACGCUUCGAUCUGAUUGCCAAACCCUUUACGAACACACUGCAGCACAUGAAAAGCGACAUUGUUGAGAUACAAGACACCUUCAAGGAGCUGCAAGUGAUUCUCAAUGAUCUUAAGCUGGGUUUGAGCAGCGAUGAUGAUAGAUUCAGUUACUACAAGCAUUUAAGAACUGCUGACAAUUCGACGGGGAAACAAUCUAAGAACUUUAGUUUUAAUUCACAACUGCCCAAAGCAGCCGAAAUUCAGCUGCAAUUUGUGAGGAAAAUGGGAAAUCGCUGCAAGCAGCAGCUGGACAGUGGUCACGAGGUGUGUGAGGAGGUGUUUAGCCAAGGCUUUCGCAAGUGUGCCACAAAUUUUCCCAACUGGUUGGCCAAUGCCAUUUGCUGGCCAUAUCGCAUCGAUAUUAUAUGCAAAGUAAACAUGUUUGGCAAUCCCGAUAAAGUUUGCGAUGCCUCAAAGUUUGUGCCAUCUGACUUUGGUCAGAACUAUGUCAAGUUGCUGCAGACGGAACAGGAACUUUAUGGCAAUAGUUCCAAUAUUCAAAUCACCUACAAAUUGCAGAAUUCAUCAACUGCAGCUCAAUUGCGUAGUGCUCAGCAGACAUCGCAGGAAUUCCUCAAGGAUUUUGAGCAGAGGCGACGCAUUUUCAAUGCUGUCAUGGAGAUCAUUGAUAAAUUCAUGUGGUUGUUUAUCUUCUAUUUGAUUUGGUCAGCUGCGAAUUACAAUUGGAAUUAUCGCUGCGUUAUUGACUUUGACAACUUUUAUAUAACGGACUAUUUCAAGCACGUCGAUGCGCGUCGCAAGCGAAUGAAUGAGGGUUCACUUUUGCCCCUGCGCAGCUUGGAGAAAUCGAGAAUUGUGGAUCUUCAGGAUGUUUGCAGUCGCACUGUGGCCGAAUCCAGUCAGCAGAGCAAUCAUAUACUACAGUUUCUACUAGAAAUAUUGCCCACUGUAUUAUUUUUAUUGUUGGAUCGCAUGGUUGUGAAUAUGCUGAACAUCAUUAAUCAUCGCUCAUUGAUCUCCUAUGAACAGGAGGGAGAACAUGAAGUUCGAUUUCGCAUCAAUGGCACCGGCUUGAUGGCGCGUCUAUUGCGCACCACCAUGAAGAACUUUAAUAUCCACGAACGUGUCUCCACCUUCCUCACCAACGAGGAGUGUCUUCCUGUGCCACACAAGCUGCCCCUUACAUUCUACGUGAAACUAAUUGCAUUAUACGCUCUGAUCAUAUUGCUUAUACAUCAGAACAUUUUUAUAUCACGUAUGCGUCCAGUGAUCUGUAAUUAUUUCUACUACAAGCGGGAAAAGCAACGGACUCUCUUUCUCUACGGUUCGCUACUGCGCAAUCGUGCCACAUAUCUGCAUGAUAUGCGCCAAACAGCUGAGCAAAAUUUGGCCACGCGGCACUCGCAAGGGCAACUCAAUAUAUUCCUAAUGCUGCGCCUGGGAUAUCCACAAAAAUUCGGCUGGCUGACGUAUUUCCAAUGUGCUAAACGCAAGUGUCUAAUCUGUAGUUGCGUUGAGAACGACAGGUUUGUCAUCUGCAAGUAUUGUGAGUAUCCAUAUUGUCGCAACUGCAGUCGAGACAUGACCUUUGUCUGCAUCUUCUGUGAACAGUUGAUGUCUCGACAAAAGGCGAAUGAAAACACCGUAGAGUUUUCCACCAAAGAACGUACAAGCAACAAUUAGGAAUUUACAUAGUAAUUUUUGUAAUAGAAUUUGCAAUUUGCAAUAAAAUGGAAAAUGCGCUUUUCAACACAGAUAA
This is a messenger RNA of Drosophila sulfurigaster albostrigata, 2291 nucleotides long. RefSeq names its product protein sneaky (gene snky). The record is from RefSeq and is a predicted model, not a curated record. The coding region runs from base 68 to 2215 and encodes 715 amino acids. NCBI's taxonomy places the organism in Eukaryota, Metazoa, Arthropoda, Insecta, Diptera, Drosophilidae. The transcript is spliced from 3 exons. Gene Ontology annotation, cellular component: membrane.